UAGAACACCAUCUAACAAGUACCACCGGAAUUCUCGACAGCAGUAGUCAGCAGUUAUGGCGUCCAGUGCUGCGACCCGAACUGCGGCCAAAGUUGUUAAGCCAAUUUUUAGCAGGGACUUGGACGAAGCAAAACGCAGAGUCCGGGAGCUUUACCGAGCCUGGUACCGAGAAGUCCCUAACACGGUGGCGAUGUUUCAGCUGGAUAUCACAACACAACAGGGCCGAGAAAAAGUGAGGGAAAUGUUCGACAAAAACAAACAUGUCACUGACCCCCGUAUGGUUGACAUGUUAGUCAUUAAGGGGAAAAUGGAACUACAGGAGACCAUCCACGUAUGGAAACAGAAGACGCACAUUAUGCGAUACUUCCAUGAGAGUGAGGAACCGCGUGCCACUGACUUCCUGUCCAAAUUCUACAGAGGUCAUGAACCCUGAACUUUUGCUUACCUUAGACCCUUUUUUUGCUCGUCUUCAGUGGCAGAUGUUCCCUUUUACUGUAAAUAAACACUUAACAUUAAUUCUUGUCAAAGUGUCUGUCAAAAAAGCUUUUAUCAGAAUAUUUUAAAGGAGCUAUUAAUCACGCUGCAUAUGUGUUUGGAAUUUGGGUGGGAACAGGAAAGCCGACGCCUGGGAUUUAAACUUUGAUCUCACUUAAUGUGUUUUAUCUAUAACUGUGUGGAAAGACUAUAAAAAUAUAAUUUGUCCAUUUUUCCAGUCAAAAUUAAUUUGAUGUCUGCUGCGCUCGAUGGCAGUGAAUGAAUUAACAUUGAUAGCAUCCUUUUGUGUUAUUUUGUCUCGUCCUUAUACAUUUAAUAUACAGUAUUUUAAUGGCGUUCGGAGAGUAGAGAUGUUGACGCCUGCCAUUGUAGUAGUGAUGAUUGUUUAACCCCCUAUUGACCAAAUUACUUUUUUGGUAAUAAAAAAAUAAAUAAAACAACCCCUAUUAAAACGUGGCAUUCAUAUGCAGAGACGUCACCUUUUGAGUUAUGUAGGCCACAAUUAUUUUCCAUUCAUUUUUAUUCGGUUAUUUUUAUAUGGAAAAAAAAACCUAUUAAAAUGUUAUUAAAACCUCAAUGCUAGAUGUCCGAUUUAAACAGGGACAACUGGCUAUAAAGGCUUAUCUUUCCAUGCCAUUGACGGUGCUCGGCGUCCAAUACAUUUUGACUUCAAAAUGAUUAGGAAUUCGAGCGCUGUCAAUGGUAGCCAAUGAGUUCGCUGUUAAGGGUUAAAAGAAUUACAGCAUGUUAUCAAAAAUCUUUAUUAGAUGCAAAGACAACAAUACGUGGGCUUUUUCAGGGUCAAUGUUUGUAAUAAAAAAUAAUGCUGACAAGGGUGGAGGCAUGCUGGAAAAGCUCUGACUCAUCCGUAGAUGUAAAAAUCAAAUCUGUAAGAAAAAGAAAAGAUCAUUUGAAAAAAAAAUGGCUGUGCUUAAUAAUUGUCAAGACAUGACUUUAGACGACAAAUAUAUAUUUGUUCAUCUUUCUGUGUUACUCAUGUUUAGGUCAGUGCCUGUCAGAAUAUUUCAGUCGUCUUCCACUAGAUGGCAGAAGGAACAAUUUACCUGUUGCCGUUCAAACGAUACUGUAAUCGCUUGAAUAACUUUUUUGGCAUCAAUUUGAUCUAGCAGUAUAAAUUGAGGGUAAACGUAUUAGUUACAGACUGAGUGUUUAUAUGUACGUGAUGUCAUUCAACGCAUCAACUACCUGGCGCCAAUAUACUUGAUUUUCUUGGUUCAAUCAUCGUCGUCGUCGUCCUCUGGGACAAAGAUGUCGUGUUCCUCCAAGAGCUCGGCAAAGUUCUUGCUGAUUCGAGUCCCCACAUACAAGAAGGGCACCACUACCGCCGCAAUCCGCCAAAUGCCGAAUGGGGUCUGCUCCCCGGUGUUCCGCAGCCCACCAUAGAAACAAUUCGGUUAGUUCACGUCAGUAGAGGUAAACAUGAACUCAUUCCCUGGUCGUGUCAAUGAAACAUCCAAUACAUGUAGAUUAAACGCAGCCUUGUAGGAACGCUCACCUUUUUGGGUUUGGGCAGAAUGGCCCCAGAAGAAGAGCACACAGCCGUUCGGCGCGCUGUCACGGUGGUUACCGGUGAUGCGAGGACGUUUUUGAGAGCUGAACCCCAACCAAAACGACCCAAGGCCGACGCCAUGAUAAACCGCGUUUGGAUGAAGCACGGCAGCAAUGCGGAACAGCCACGUUCAGAAUUUGAUGAGUCAACAGCGCCACCCAGCGCCGAUAUAAAGGGACAGUAAAGGUAGGCGUGCAAAUUCUUGUUAAAUGCAUUUUAGAUUACGUUGGCUCUCUUCACAAAGUUAUAUUUCUUCUAAAUGACCUAUUUGAAGAUUUGUGGUAAGCAAUUCAUGAAUACUGCUUAAAAUUUACGCCGUUUCCGUAGCAAUGUUGUCAUCUGCGGAGGUUGAAGUGAGUCCAGUGUUGUUAAUUUUACUUUAA
Molecule: messenger RNA, 2448 nt
Organism: Corythoichthys intestinalis (scribbled pipefish)
Lineage: Eukaryota; Metazoa; Chordata; Actinopteri; Syngnathiformes; Syngnathidae
Gene: ndufa6
Product: NADH:ubiquinone oxidoreductase subunit A6
Exons: 3
Coding region: 56-433 (125 amino acids)
Biological process (GO): response to oxidative stress
Source: RefSeq, a predicted model, not a curated record